Leptonychotes weddellii (Weddell seal) is the source of this 451-nucleotide messenger RNA. Lineage: Eukaryota; Metazoa; Chordata; Mammalia; Carnivora; Phocidae. The record is from RefSeq and is a predicted model, not a curated record.
GAGGGUUCUGCUGCAGGUUUGGAAGAUGCCACCCAAGGGAAAAAGUGGUUCCGGGAAAGGGGGGAAAGGGGGAGCAUCCUCUGGGAGUGACAGUUCUGACAAGAAGGCUCAGGGUCCCAAAGGUGGUGGCAAUGCAGUAAAGGUCAGACACAUUCUGUGUGAAAAACAUGGGAAAAUCAUGGAAGCCAUGGAAAAGUUGAAGUCUGGAAUGAGAUUGAAUGAAGUGGCCACAUACUAUAGUGAAGAUAAAGCCAGGCAAGGGAGCAACUUGGGUUGGAUGACCAGAGGUUCCAUUGUGGGACCAUGGAUGACCAGAGGUUCCAUGGUGGGACCAUUUCAGGAAGCAACAUUUGCCUUGCCUGUGAGUGGGCUGGAUAAGCCUGUGUUUACAGACCCUCCGGCUAAGACAAAAUUUGGAUAUCAUAUUAUUAUGGUUGAAGGGAGAAAAUAA